This is a messenger RNA of Symbiodinium sp. CCMP2456, 1767 nucleotides long. The record is from the annotation of a GenBank genome assembly. Lineage: Eukaryota; Dinophyceae; Suessiales; Symbiodiniaceae.
AUGGCCCGUUCCCGGAGUCAGACUGCAGCGAUCCUCUUCGUCGACAUCGCCGCCGCUUACUAUGGCGUCGUCCGUGAAGCCAUUCUGGGCUGUGGUGGCAGUAGCUGCCCAUUAGAGCAGUUGGUGGCAUCUCUAGGCCUUACGCAUGAUGAUUUGCAGCGUCUCCAGGUGUACAUUGAGCAGGAGCCGGUCCUGGCUCAACAAGAUGCGCCGGCGCUCUUUUGCGAGGUUGCGGAGGAACUGCAUAGGAACACCUGGUUUAUCCUUUCAGGGGAUGCCCAGGUAGUAGAGACACACCGAGGCACUCGACCUGGUGGUUCCCUGGCUGACAUUAUCUUCAGCAUCUUGUUCAGCCGUGUCCUGGGCAGGCGCUGUCAAUCCACGUUGCAGCCCUUUGUGCCGAAAGUUUGCUGGAAUGGAGUACGCACCCCCUGGCCCGACGCCACCCCGGAUGGCUGCACAGCUCGAAGCGUCGAGGCAAGUGAUGUGGUGUACGCUGACGACCUCGCCAGUUUUCUGGUCUGUGCUCGUGCCGAAGAGGUGUCUCAUAUGGUGGCUAAUGUUGCUGCCGACACGAUAGACACUUUGCUCCCGCAUGGGCUCAACGCUAACAUCGGCCCCACCAAGACGGCAGCACUGGAAGGAAAGCAGCGCCUCUUUGCUUGCAAGCGUGUCCCGCUUCUGCGCCGGGCCAGCAUCUUCCGGGCCCACACUGAGCGCCUGCGCUUCCUGGGACAGCUUGUUAGACAUGGGCCGGAUGUUGCCUGGGGCCUUCUAUCGCACUAUGAAGGCUUUAAGGCCGGGCUCCGCGAUGCAGCGGACUGGUUGUUGGCUGCGACGGGCGCAGCUGAUGGGCUUCCCGAUAUCCAGCGCGGUUGGGAUGUAUGGAUGCGUCUCUUGUCAGACUCCCCUGGGCGUUGGAAGGCCAUGCUUAAGCGGGCUGAAGCCUGGUACUCUUUGCGUGACAGUCAAACCGCUCUGCUUGAUGGCUUUGUGCGGGAGGCUUUAGCCGCAGCUGGCGCCCUGGUGGUUGACUCCUCUGUGGGUCACGUGCAAGCACCGGCCGUGCCAGGUAUCGGCAGUACCGAAGACGUCGAUGAUGAACUUUUCCAGGCCGUUAAGCAGCACAUCGCGCCCCUGCCUGUUCUGCGCUUCACGCUUGAGCAGUGGAUUUCAGGUUUGCCUGUGGGUUCAUUGAGAUCCGCUGCUGAGGACGUCCUGCUCAUUCUGCGGCCAGAGCAUGUGUGCGAUCGGGUGGCUGGUCCUUCUGCCGGGAACGAGGACGUACCUCUGUCCUAUCUCCCGAUUGUGGAUGUCCCCAGAGCAGUCCCACGAGCGCCUUCUCUCCCCAUUCUGCAUAACUGCAGGGUGCCCCAAGCAUGGCGGGCCAUCCAUUCACUCCAAUCAGCACCGCUGCGCUUGAUUUCCUUUGGGUCUUUGGUGCAGCAGGCAGGGGGCGCCUGCUCUGGCAUCUGCCUUGAGUUUCCGGCUCCUCCUGAGACGCUAUUGCCUGUCUUCCGUCCCCCUUCUUGCUCUGUCCGCUCCCUUCGAGGGCUGUGCGAUUGGAUUAGCGCGGUCCUCGACGCGCUUCGUUUCCUUGUUGCACAGGCCAGGUCAGGUUGUCCCGUCUUCGUCCGGUUCCCAGUCGACAGGGAUGACCUACAGCCUCUCUCGGGCUGGCUGAUGGACAUGCAGGGGCCUGAGUCAGAGGAGACGGCUUUUCCCGUUAGUUUCACUUCUGAAUUCAAUCGUUUCUGUUUGCAUUAG